CCCUGUCCCUCUCUCUCCCCACACUCUCCCUCUCUCCAUAGACUUCCUUCUACAUUGUUCUCUUCUUUUGAGAGAAGAGAGGAAUAUCUGCCAGCAGAGAGGGAGAGAGAAACACUCCCAAGUUUCAAAAGAACCCGCCAGCCACCCUUUCUCCUUCUCUCUCAUAUUUAUUUUCGGUUGCCUCCAUCCUCCAUUUUCUUGGGCGCCGCGCAGAGCUGCAAGGACGGCUGCUGCUGCUGAGACCCUAGUAGUACCUUGCAUCGCAUCUACUAUCUUCCUCAUUUCUGGUUCAUCCGACAGUCUCUUUGGUCUUCAAUGCAAGAAAGCAUAGGUAGAAGAAGCUGUCCUUGGUGAGGUCUCCCGUCAAAGCCCAUCGCCCCCCCUUGGAAAGCGAAGUUUUUGGCGGACGGACAGGCGGAUAUAAUGGCCUCCAAGGAAGAGGCAGGCGAAGAUCAGCAGCGGAGGGUGAAGAUUCUUCUUGGCCCUGAUGAGGAAGUGCAAGGAGUGAAGCAAGAAGAGAGCAGGAGGGGCUCCAGCAAACCGGCUGAUGAAAAUUGUGAUAACAGCGGUUCGAUAAUUGACACCGCUGUACCGAGUGAAGAUCCUAGUUACAGGCACAUCAGUGAUACCAGCAGCCAGUGUGCUGAUUCUGAUGGAGGUAGCACAGGGGUGCCUGAAAUCAACUCCAAGGACAGCAAUGAUGAGAGCAGCGACUGCGUAGAUAGGAGCUCUCCCCGUGCUGUGCUCGACAUCUCGUUAUCCGGCAGUGUGGACUCAGACGAGAGCUCCACCGUUGAGCAGUCAGCAGAGUCCAGCCGCAAUGUGCAGUGGAGGAAUCUGAUCACUGGACUAAUAGUGAGGAGAAAGAAGUGGAUGGCGAGAGCAGUGACUUUCCCUCAGAGAUCUAAGAGCACAGGGCUUAAAAGGUACCUGGAGAGAAUCCGCAGUGGUAAGAACCAGAUGGACUGCAGCGCCAUAGCGCCAGAGAUCUUUCCUGAGAUUGAGAAGUGGAGGCCAUCAUGGAGAAGCUUUGACUAUGAUGAGCUUUGUGCUGCAACUGACAAAUUUAGUUCAGAAAACUUGAUCGGGAAGGGAGGGCAUGCUGAGGUGUACAAAGGACAGCUUGCUGAUGGACAGUUUGUGGCGGUGAAGAGGUUAACAAAAGGCGGUAACAAAGAAGACAGGAUUAGUGAUUUUCUAUCCGAGCUUGGAAUAAUAGCACAUGUUAACCACCCAAAUGCGGCUCAGCUCUUGGGGUUCAGUGUGGAAGGGGGCUUGCACUUGGUUCUUCAGUUCUCACCUCAUGGAAGCUUGGCUUCUGUUCUCCACGGUGCCAAGGGAGCCCUCAAGUGGAAUGCCAGGUUCAAUAUUGCACUUGGAAUCGCUGAAGGGCUCCAUUAUCUACAUGAAGGGUGUCAUCGGCACAUAAUUCACAGAGACAUCAAGGCUUCAAAUAUUCUUUUAACUGAAGAGUAUCAACCUCAGAUCUCAGAUUUUGGCCUCGCAAAAUGGCUUCCUGACAAAUGGACCCAUCAUGUUGUGUUCCCUAUUGAAGGCACAUUUGGGUAUAUGGCUCCAGAGUACUUCAUGCAUGGGAUCAUAAAUGAGAAGACCGAUGUGUUUGCAUAUGGAGUUUUGCUUCUUGAACUAGUGACAGGGCGGAAAGCGGUGGACUCUUCCAGACAAAGCCUAGUGAUAUGGGCAAAACCACUGCUCGACUCGAACAACAUGAAAGAACUAGUGGAUCCUUCUCUUGAUGUUGGAUAUGACAGAGAAGAGAUGGCACUCACCCUAGCAGUGGCAUCCAUGUGCAUCCACCACAGCUCAAACUUGCGGCCUAGUAUGAAAUCGGUGGUCUGUUUCUUGAAGGGUGACAGAGAGUCACUUGAACUGAUGGGGAAACCUAAACCCACAAAGCCCCUUAUGUUUGACUCCUGUGAUUCAGAAGAUUACACCCGGUCAACUUACCUCCAUGACCUGGACAGGCACAAGCAGCUUGCCUUGGAGCAAUGAAAUUUAGUUGACUUUGGACAGAUUUUGGCAUCUUUUUGUACAUCAUCACUAUCCACGUUGUGAUCCUCCGCUUUCCAGAGAUGUUUAAAGAUUGUAUGGAUGGAUGUGAGGCAUCAAUCUGCCAUUUACUUCCUGGUUGCUGAUCUGAGGUUUCAUGUUGUCUUUCCAUGCUUAAUGCAUGUUCUGAUACUCUAUGAUCUGUAUGCCCAGGCCAUUAUAUCAAGUGAUGCUGCCCAGUAACAGCAUAUCACUAGUCUUCAUAUGAAAACAUGUUUAGAAAUAUAGAGGUGUGCAUGUAUUUUGAUCAUCUGAGGUGUUAAUUCAUAUUUCCUUGUUGUGA
Brachypodium distachyon (stiff brome) is the source of this 2353-nucleotide messenger RNA. RefSeq names its product receptor-like cytosolic serine/threonine-protein kinase RBK1. Gene Ontology annotation, biological process: protein phosphorylation. Gene Ontology annotation, molecular function: protein kinase activity; ATP binding. The transcript is spliced from 9 exons. The coding region runs from base 424 to 2013 and encodes 529 amino acids. The record is from RefSeq and is a predicted model, not a curated record. NCBI's taxonomy places the organism in Eukaryota, Viridiplantae, Streptophyta, Magnoliopsida, Poales, Poaceae.